AUGAGUCCGUCAACAUCAACGUCAUUAUUGUUGUUCUUUUUAAAUACAUUUUUUAUUUUUUCUCUGGCAAAUCGUGCUCCGGAUUUGACCCACAGACAGCCGCGAUUUAUUUCAUUUAAUUCUAAAGAAGGAAAUAUUGAUGUCGACUUGGAUUUGUCUAUUCCAUUUCUAUCGAUUCCUCUGAAUCAUGAUGAGGAUGCAGACGGUCCAAAACCUCUGGUGAAUGUUAACUUGAAAUCUGUUGCUGUUGCUGGAGUCCUGGCUGGAGUGACGGCAUUUUUUGUUCUUCUAACCUUAUCAAUUAUUACAUUUUACUAUUUUAUUAUUCAAACUAGUACAGGCCGUGACAAUGAAUUUGGAUUAAGGGAAGCUGGUCAAGCUCUCAAUGAAUUAAUGUUGGGAAAUAAUUAUGUGACACCGUGUCUUCAGUACACUGUAUGCAGCGCUAUUGCUAAAGUCAGUCAUGCUAGAGUGCUAUCGAGCAGUGAUAAAAUAAUUGAUGGGAUAGCAAAUCUUGGAUGGUUUAAAAACGUGACGGACGGAACAGCAGUACAAGAAGCAAUAAAUGCAGGCCGGAAACAAAAUCCUGGAUGUUCUUUUAUGUUUGACGGAUGUAAAAUGCCAGCGAAUGUUCUCGAAUCUAUGAUGAAUCAACUGGGUAUCAAAUGA
This is a messenger RNA of Microplitis demolitor, 669 nucleotides long. RefSeq lists its product as uncharacterized. The transcript has 4 exons. The record is from RefSeq and is a predicted model, not a curated record. NCBI's taxonomy places the organism in Eukaryota, Metazoa, Arthropoda, Insecta, Hymenoptera, Braconidae. The coding region runs from base 1 to 669 and encodes 222 amino acids.